CACUUGAGUUGAGCUUAGCUCUCAUUGAACGAAGCACAUCACUCCAACAAAAUGGUAAGGUUUACUAAAAGAGUUAUUCUGUUAUCUUUGCUUUGCCUUAAUGUGUUUGUAGUAAAUGUGGUUGCUAGAAAUGUAGUGAGUACGAAAGAGAACGAGGAAGAGAAGUUCCUAAGUAGCCAAAAGGGAGGUGGCUUUGGUGCCGGAGGUGGGUCUGGUUUUGGUGGUGGAGCUGGUGGAGGUGGUGGUUUUGGUGGAGGAGGUGGUGGUGGGUUUGGAGGAGGAUUUGGUGGUGGGAUUGGUAAGGGUGGAGGCGGUGGUGGUGGAAUAGAAAAAGGUGGUGGAGGUGGUGGUGGGAUUGGCAAGGGUGGAGGCGGUGGUGGUGGAAUAGGAAAAGGUGGUGGAUUGGGUGGUGGGAUUGGUAAGGGUGGAGGCGGUGGUGGUGGAAUUGGCAAGGGCGGUGGGUUUGGAGGUGGCAUUGGAAAGGGUGGUGGAAUUGGCAAGGGUGGUGGGUUUGGAGGUGGCAUUGGAAAGGGCGGCGGCGGCGGUGGUGGCAAAGGGGGAGGCAUUGGUGGUGGUAUUGGUAAGGGAGGAGGAAUUGGUGGUGGGAUUGGUAAAGGGGGAGGCAUUGGUGGUGGAAUUGGAAAGGGUGGCGGAAUUGGUGGUGGGAUAGGAAAAGGUGGUGGUGGUGGUUUUGGUAAAGGUGGUGGCAUUGGAGGUGGGAUUGGAAAAGGUGGUGGAUUCGGUGGCGGUGCUGGUGGUGGUGCUGGAGGUGGUGCAGGAGGUGGAUUUGGCAAAGGUGGUGGAGUUGGAGGUGGAGUAGGAGGUGGAAGUGGUGGCGGUUUUGGUGGUGGUGGUGGUUUUGGUGGAGGUGGAGGUGGAGGUGCAGGUGGAGGUGGUGGAUUUGGAGGUGGCGGUGGUUUUGGAGGUGGCGGAGGUGGACACCACUAAAGCUAAGCUCCACGAUGCAUGCAUGCAUGCAUGGAUCAAAUUGCUCUUAUUAGUCCAAUAUGAACGCGUGUUUGAUUGAAUGUUGUCAUUUUUCUUGUACAAUCAAGUGAACGGUUUAGUUGAAAUACUACAAUAUAAAUAAUAGCAAUAAUAAAUUAAUAAUCUCUUUUCCAAAUCCCAUGUACCCUCCUUUUGUUAUGGCCCUCGUUACUUCUUUUCUCCCCUCUACAAUACAUAUAUACGACGAAGCUUUUCUGAUCAGUCAGGUUAACGAAUUGUUGUAAAAAUGAAAAUCAAAAGCAUUAAAAUAUCAACAAUAUUUCUGAACCUUUAAUUCAA
Theobroma cacao (cacao) is the source of this 1287-nucleotide messenger RNA. Lineage: Eukaryota; Viridiplantae; Streptophyta; Magnoliopsida; Malvales; Malvaceae. The record is from RefSeq and is a predicted model, not a curated record.